UUUGUAGCCUAGCAGUAUUGCAGCCUAAGACAGUUUUCCCUGUGCAGGUUUUUUCGCUUCCUUAUCACUGCUUUCACAUUUUGUUCAUGUGGAACCAGUCUUUUUGGGGGAGAGAACCUAACUUUACGAAGAAACUUUUAUGUUCCAGGCCUCAUGUGGUGCUUAGAACGCUGCUGUUAAUGGAAGAAUUCAUGUGUAAGUGCAGAACAAGAGCAGCAGUCUAAUCUGUGAGGAAAUGGCAGGAUUCUUGGACAACUUCCGGUGGCCAGAAUGUGAGUGUAUUGACUGGAGUGAAAGAAGAAAUGCCAUUGCUUCCAUAGUUGCUGGUGUAUUGUUUUUCACAGGUUGGUGGAUAAUGAUAGAUGCUGCAGUAGUUUACCCAAAGCCAGAGCAAAUGAACCACGCGUUCCAUACCUGUGGGGUGUUUUCAACACUAGCUUUUUUCAUGAUAAAUGCUGUAUCAAAUGCACAGGUGAGAGGAGACAGCUACAGUGAUGGAUGCUUAGGAAGAACAGGUGCUCGUGUUUGGCUCUUCAUUGGCUUUAUGCUGAUGUUUGGUUCACUCAUUGCUUCAAUGUGGAUUCUUUUUGGAGCAUAUGUUACACAGAACAUCAAUGUUUACCCUGGAUUAGCAGUGUUUUUCCAGAAUGCAUUGAUAUUUUUCAGUACUCUGAUCUACAAGUUUGGAAGAACAGAGGAGUUAUGGGGAUGAGAGAUCACAAUACAGCAUUGUCUAUUCCAUAGUUGCUCUGUUGUACUCUGUAUGUAGAUAUUUACGUUCAUUUGUUCUCGUUUUGCUUUCUAAAUAGUAUGAACUGAGACAAACUACGAUUUCUGUAAUAAGCUCUCUCUUUUCAUAGGACAGAUUUGUGAAUAUGUACAUAUGACUGUAUAUAUCUUAAAAAGGGAAAGUCGGGCUUUCUGAAAUCUUCAGGCUUAUUUCUUCAAAUACAUAAGUUUCCAUUGACUGUUAAGACUCGAUCUUCCAAACCUUCACACAUGUGAGAGGCUUCAGUUGAACUGCAAGUGAGUAAGCAGGAUGGAAGGGAUUUAUAUCUUUAUGCAUAGGUGAGCUAUUCCUGAUUAUUGAUAGCUGACAGUAAGGGCUGCUUGCAUACCUGGAGGGGAGUGGUAGCUCGUGGAAGUGACCUUUUAUUUCCUGAGGGUAAAUUCUACUGUAUGCUGAGUUAAGGGUUGAGUUUUAUGUUUUUCUGAACGGUUAUAUCCAAUUAAGUAGCUUUUUUGUGUGUGUAAAAGGUUAUGAGUUUUUAAACAAGACCCUAUUUUAAGUAGGUUCUGCAUGACCAGUCCAGCUGUACUUGAUUACCAUUGCACAAAUGAAACUUGGUAGCAGCACGGAAUUUAUUUCUUGCUGUUCAGUGUAAGAGAUGCCAAUCAUUAUUUAUUGUAUAUACUAGAAUUUCAAAAACCCUGCAACUGCUGCCAAUUGUUAGGGAAUAGAAAGAAUAGGUGAGAAUCAGACUGACAGCUUAAAAAUUAUGCUCAAAUAGAUUUUCUUCAGGGGAAGCUUUUUGUUGAGAAAUGAGCAGUUCUGCUGCCACCUAUUAUUACCUUAGGUAAUGGAACAGGUGAGUACUUCAGAUGGGAAUAUAGCAGAUUGCAUUAUUGCUAACAGUUUUACCUUGAAAUAAGUGCCAGUUUUAGGACUGUUGCUUGCCCCAGUUUAAAUGUAUAUAUGUUCCAAAUUUCACAGGUAUUUUAUAGGGUAUUUUAUAGGAAUGUGUUCACUAUUGGAAACCAUUUUCUUCGAGCUGGAGUAUACAGAAAGGAGAACAGCAGUGUUUUAUGGCUUUGGACUGAUGUUGUAUAUUCAUCUUGCUGUUGGUGACCUCCUUGUAAGUUCUAUGUGUUUUUAAAACAGUUGAAUCUACUUGUGUCUGAAAGCUUUUAUAACUUUCCAUGUAUCAAGAUUGCUGACCAAGUGGCAUUAAACUUCAGAACAUAACAUACGUGCAUGGUUACUGCAUACCGUUAGUCAUCUAAUUGCUCCCUUGGGGGAAUCUUUCCAGUGAACAGAGUAUGAAGCAAAUUCUGCAGCUGAAACUGUGCUACUGGCUAGACUAACUUCCAUCCUCAUUGUGUCAUCCUGCAGUGAGUUACUGUAUCUUCACUGGUGUUAAUCACAGCUUUGUACAUACAUUGUCUGGUUGGUUGUAAUUCCAGAAAACUGCAAUAAACUUUAUCUUAUGUUCUCCAAAUAA
Messenger RNA from Tympanuchus pallidicinctus (lesser prairie-chicken), 2222 nucleotides. RefSeq names its product transmembrane protein 50B (gene TMEM50B). The coding region runs from base 236 to 712 and encodes 158 amino acids. NCBI's taxonomy places the organism in Eukaryota, Metazoa, Chordata, Aves, Galliformes, Phasianidae. Gene Ontology annotation, biological process: late endosome to vacuole transport via multivesicular body sorting pathway; protein targeting to vacuole. The transcript is spliced from 7 exons. The record is from RefSeq and is a predicted model, not a curated record.